AUGGCUCCACAAGGAUUUAAUGUGCUGAUUGUGGGUGCAGGCAUUACUGGAUUACUUCUUGCCCAGACUUUGAAGGCGAUAGGAAUCCGUUUUAGAAUCUUCGAGAGUGAGGUAUCAGCUGUCCGCUACAGACCACGCGAAUGGGCAGUUGCUAUACACUGGGCCCUUCCAAUGCUUCGCGAGGUCCUCCCCCAAGAUCUCUGGCACCGUCUAAAAGAUACCCAGACAGAUCCUCUUCAACUUGCUUCCAAUUCCGAUUAUAUUUCAGUUUAUAAUUCUGGUACUGGCAAGUUGUUGAAGAAGCUGCCAGGAGUGGGAAUGCGGAGAUUUUCUCGACGAAAAUUACGAGCCUUGUGCAGUGAAGGUAUUGCCAUCGAAUACAACAAGACCCUCACAGAGAUAGUAUAUCAAAAUGAACGAGGGGUCACCGCCAAAUUUGGAGACGGCACGGAGUGUUCCGGAGAUAUCCUCAUUGGUUGUGACGGUGCUCAUUCCAAAGUCCGCAACCUUCUUUUUGGAGAAGCCAGUGCAAAACCAGUGUCAUCGGGGGUGUCCCAAUUUUCUGCCUCAUUUUCCUUUAGUAGCGCGGCCUUUGCCGAUUAUAUGCGGAGGGGGAUCCCACUAUCAUCGGUUGGGUUAAACCCUAGCGGCGUUUACCUUUUAAUCUAUCUGCUUGAGACUCCCGAGCCCUCUUCCCCGGAGACCUGGAUUUUUCAGAUUAACUGGUCAUGGCUUGGUCCACAUGACCCCAGCCUCGAUGAUGCGGGGAGGCUUGCAAAAAUAAAGAGCAUGGCUGAUACAUUUUCGGAACCAUUUCGGUCAAUCUGCCUUGGAAUUCCUGGUGAUACCAGGAUCUAUGCAGAUUCUUUACACUAUUGGGUUCCUAGGCUCUGGACCCCUAAUAGAGGCAGAGUUACCCUAGCGGGAGACGCGGCACACCCAAUGCUUCAACAUCGUGGUCAGGGAAUCAAUAACUGUAUCCGUGAUGUCCUGGAACUUGCCAACGCUAUGAAACUAGGUCAACAGGAUGACCAUGGCCUUAUGGAUGUGAUAUCAUCUUAUGAUAGAGAAAUGAUCAGCAGAGGAGAGGUUGAGGUCCAAAGCUCCGUCAAGGAUGCGCUUUUGCUCCAUACAUGGCAUAAAGCCAUGGAAUCACCGUUUAUGAAGAUGUCUGUUGGUCCUAGGUUUUGA
Molecule: messenger RNA, 1191 nt
Organism: Aspergillus alliaceus
Lineage: Eukaryota; Fungi; Ascomycota; Eurotiomycetes; Eurotiales; Aspergillaceae
Product: FAD-dependent oxidoreductase
Exons: 3
Coding region: 1-1191 (396 amino acids)
Molecular function (GO): FAD binding
Source: RefSeq, a predicted model, not a curated record